AUGCCGCUUAUCCAAGCUACGCGGUAUUAUGCAAACACCACCAAAAACCAGAAAACCGUCGAGUACACCGUCGACAAGUUCCCCGGUUACGUUCGUCACGAUCAUUUCAAAAAGCUUUCCAAAGAAGAUGUCGAGUUUUUUAAGUCGGUCGUAGGCGACAACGGUUAUAUCUAUAACAACGAAGACGAUCUGUUUCCUUUCAACACGGACUGGAUGAACAAGUUUCGCGGUAAAUCCCAGCUUGUGUUGAAACCCAAGACCACCCAGCAAGUGUCAGAUAUUCUCAAAUACUGCAACGAACAAAAACUUGCAGUGGUGCCUCAAGGCGGUAAUACCGGGUUAGUGGGUGGUUCUGUCCCUGUAUUCGAUGAAAUCGUUCUCAGCUUGCAAGCGAUGAACAAAAUUCGUGGGUUCGAUUCCGUAUCGGGUAUUCUUACUGCCGACGCUGGAUGUGUGUUGGAAGUCUUGGACAACUGGCUCGCCGAAAAGGGGUACAUGAUGCCACUGGAUUUGGGAGCCAAGGGAAGCUGUCAUAUUGGCGGUAAUAUUGCCACCAAUGCCGGCGGUCUUCGAUUACUGCGAUAUGGCUCGCUCCACGGCACCGUCCUCGGUCUGGAAGUGGUACUGGCGGACGGUACGGUGCUCGACAAUAUGUCGACUUUGCGCAAGGAUAACACAGGUUACGAUUUGAAGCAACUAUUCAUUGGUUCGGAGGGUACCAUUGGCGUAAUCACCGGGGUGUCCAUUUUGACCCCGCAUCGUUCAAAGGCGGUCAACGUGGCGAUGCUCGGCUUGAAUUCAUUCGAAGAUGUGCAGAAAGCGUUCAAACAAUCGCGCAGUGAACUCUCGGAGAUCUUGUCGGCUUUUGAAUUCUGGGAUAUCAAUGCACUUCAAAUGUUCAAGAAGCACGCCACUCCCAAAGCGGUCAUGGAACAAGAAUACCCCUUCUAUGUGCUCAUUGAAACUAGUGGGUCCAAUAAGGACCAUGACGACGAGAAAUUGACGAAUUAUCUUGAAAAAAUGAUGACCGAUGGGGUUGCACAAGAUGGUGUGGUUGCGCAAGACGAAACCCAAAUUCGUAGCCUGUGGAGUCUGCGUGAGGGCUUCACGGAAGCCAUGGGCAAGGAACCGGCCGUAUACAAAUACGAUAUUUCCAUGCCCGUGAACAAGAUUUAUGAAUGUGUCCAAGACAUGCGUCAGCAUCUCAAGGAUGGUGGCGUCUAUGGCCAGGAAGACUCUCCUGUCACGGACGUGGUCGCUUAUGGCCAUGUGGGUGAUGGUAAUCUCCACCUCAACAUUGCUGCCAAACGUCUUGACCCAAAGACGUCGUCCCUGAUAGAACCCUAUCUCUUUGAAUGGGUUGCCAAACAUCAGGGAUCGAUUAGCGCUGAGCAUGGUUUGGGUGUGGCCAAGAAUGAGUUCUUGGGAUACUCCAAGUCACCAGUCAUGAUUCAAUUGAUGAAGACGACGAAGAACAUGCUGGAUCCGAACCAUAUUCUCAAUCCAUACAAGGUAAUUUCGAAUUUUUAA
Molecule: messenger RNA, 1530 nt
Organism: Radiomyces spectabilis
Lineage: Eukaryota; Fungi; Mucoromycota; Mucoromycetes; Mucorales; Radiomycetaceae
Exons: 10
Coding region: 1-1530 (509 amino acids)
Cellular component (GO): mitochondrion
Molecular function (GO): FAD binding; catalytic activity
Source: RefSeq, a predicted model, not a curated record